Messenger RNA from Exophiala spinifera, 1758 nucleotides. RefSeq lists its product as uncharacterized. NCBI's taxonomy places the organism in Eukaryota, Fungi, Ascomycota, Eurotiomycetes, Chaetothyriales, Herpotrichiellaceae. The record is from RefSeq and is a predicted model, not a curated record. The transcript is spliced from 3 exons. Gene Ontology annotation, molecular function: flavin adenine dinucleotide binding; oxidoreductase activity, acting on CH-OH group of donors. The coding region runs from base 1 to 1758 and encodes 585 amino acids.
AUGGUUCAUCCAGCUACGCUUCCCAAGAACGCUCCCCAGUUGUUCGACUUUAUUGUCGUAGGUGGAGGCACUGCUGGGUGUGUUGUUGCUGGUCGUUUGGCCGAGAACCGAAAUGUCUCCAUCCUUGUCGUCGAAGCCGGCCCCAACAAUACAUCUGAGAUCGACAUGAUCACCACGCCAGCUCGUGCAUUUGAGUGCCGUGGGAGCAAAUACGACUGGAAGUACAAAACAACUAUGAUCGAUCGCCCCGACUAUACCAGGGUGGAGAAGCCAAACCCCAGGGGUAAGGUCCUUGGAGGCUCUAGUGCUGAGAACUACUAUACCUGGGUCCGUGGGAGUGCUGCAACCUUUGAUGACUGGGCUGAAUACGGCACCGAAGAAUGGAAUUGGGAGAACACCAAAGCAUACUUCGAUAAGCCUGCGACCUACCACGACGAUGACAAGCUCUAUCCAGCCGAGCUCGCCACAACCCUCAACCGAGGCGGCCCUCUUCACAUCUCGCACUCUGACCUCAUCCCUGAGAUGAAACCAUUUCGCGACGCCCUCGAACAGGCGUGGGUGAGUAAAGGCCAGGACCUCACAACUGACGUCUGGAAUGGGACUCAGAAAGGACUUUUCAAGUGCGUCAACACCAUCUACAAGGGCCAAAGGUCCACGGCGGCCGUGUUUGUUGAAGGCAAGGACAACGUCACCGUCAUGUCGUCCACAAUCUCCAAGAAUAUCGUCUUCGAGGACGGCAAGGCUGUUGGCGUCACUGUCAUUGGCCCCGACGAUAAGGAAUACACCUUUAAGGCGAAACACGAGGUCAUCGUCUCCCAGGGAGUCUACGAGUCCGCGAAGCUCCUCAUGCUGUCCGGGAUAGGGCCCAGAACCGAGCUCGAAGCGCACGGCAUCAAGGUUCUCGUCGACUCCGAGCACGUGGGCCAGAACUUGCUCGAUCAUCCGAUUCUGUCUCACGUCUUCAAGAUCAAAGACGGCUACGGACUGGACAGCCACCUCCUCCGCGCUGGACCCCAAAAGGACGGCGCUGUCGCUGCCUAUAACAAGAACAAGACUGGCCCCUACAGCAGCGGGCUGCUAGAACUUGUUGCUUUUCCGAGAGCUGACAAGUGGUUCGAGACCUCCAAAGAGUACCGCGAAUACAAGGCCAAGAACGGCGGUGUGGACCCCUUUGGUCCUGCUGGCCAGCCACAUUUCGAAGUCGACUUUGUGCCCAUGUUCUGCGACGCUUUCCAGUGGCAUUUUCCCACACCUCCGACCGGUGACUAUCUCACUGUCAUCGUCGACCUCAUGCGUCCCCUGUCUCGUAACGGAUACGUCAAGCUCAACUCGACAGACCCCAAGGAACAACCAUACAUCAAUCUCAACUUUUUCUCUGAUGAUCUUGACUUGAUCGCUUUGCGCGAGGGAGUCCGCAUGAUCGAUGACAUUGUCAUGAACGGAGAUGGCAUGAAGGACAUCAUCGAGAGAGACUUCCCAUGGGAUAUGCCUCGCAACUCGGACGAGGCUAUGAUCAGACAGAUUCUCGAGCGUUCCCAGACAGGCUUCCACCCCUGUGGCACAUGUCGAUUAGGCAAGGACAUCAAGCAGGGUGUGGUCGAUCCCAAGCUGCAAGUAUAUGGUGUUCAGAAGCUUCGCGUUAUCGACGCCUCGGUGUUCCCGGUCAUUCCUGACUGCAGGAUCCAGAACGAUGUGUACAUGGUUGCCGAGAAGGGUGCAGAUCUCAUCAAGGCUGCUUAUCCGGAUUUGUACAAUUGA